Sphaeramia orbicularis (orbiculate cardinalfish) is the source of this 1504-nucleotide messenger RNA. RefSeq names its product carcinoembryonic antigen-related cell adhesion molecule 5-like. The record is from RefSeq and is a predicted model, not a curated record. NCBI's taxonomy places the organism in Eukaryota, Metazoa, Chordata, Actinopteri, Kurtiformes, Apogonidae. The coding region runs from base 125 to 1504 and encodes 459 amino acids. The transcript has 7 exons.
CUCUAAAUGUUUGGUUCUGUUUGAGUAAAUAUUCUCAGAACUGUAACUGUUUCCUCCAGGUUUAACCAAAGGAACUGGUGUGUUACCAGACGGUCCUCUGAAUGCAGCUGUAGGAGGAAAUGUGAUGUUCAAAACAACAGUGGAUCCAACACCAACACUAUUUCAAUCAAUAGUAUGGCAGUUUAAAGGAGGCGUAAUCAUUGCAUAUACUUCUGCCGGUACUACACCUGGACCAGGGUAUGAAGACAGGGUCACUGUCAACACUUCUACUGGGUCUCUGGAGCUCAGGAAUGUGUCUCCAGAUGACAGUGGAAUCUAUACUGUGGCCAUUGUAACUCAAACAGGAGCAGUGCUAGUCGGAGAAACAACACUGACUGUACAGGUUCCAGUCUCUAAUGUGAAAAUAACCACCAGCAGCACAGACUUAAUGGAGUUCAGCUCUGUCCGUCUGUCCUGCUCCUCCUCUGGAUCCUCCCUCUCUUUCCGCUGGUUUAACGACAGCUCUGAGGUUACAGCAGACAGAGUUCAGAUCACUGAUGGAGGAUCCACUAUGACUAUAGUCAGUGUGACCCGCUACGACCAGGGACCAUUCAGGUGUUUUGCAUUCAAUCUGGUCAGUGAUGGAACCAGUGAUCCAGUAACCUUCACCAUCAGCUAUGGCCCUGAAAAUGUCAUCUUGAGGGUAUCUCCAUCACAAAAAUACCAUCCAGAAGGUUCAGACGUCGCUCUGUCCUGCUCAGCUGUUUCAGAACCUACAGCUGAGUUUACAUGGUUUUGUAAUGGAGUCCUUCAGUCUGGUACUGGACCAGAGUUCAGACUGAUGAACAUUCAGAUGAAUCACAGUGGAAGUUACAGCUGUCAGGCUUUUAACAGCAAAACCAUGAGAACGGAGACAUCUCAACCUUUACUCAUUUCUGUUCUGAAGCAUAUAUCAGAUGUUUCUGUCACCUCCUCUACAGCCCUGCCAGUUGAAGGAGAGUCACUCAACUUAACCUGUGAUGCUUCUGGAUCUGUGUUCACCAAAGAAUGGAUGAAAGACGGCUCAAACCUGAACUCUAUUGACAACAUCAUGUUUUAUGACAAAAAUACAGUGUUGUCCUUUAAGAAUCUAAACAGAAAAGACAGUGGGAGAUACACCUGUAGAGUCAUCAAUCCCAUCAGCAGUGACAGUUUCACAUAUGUCAUGGAUGUUAACUAUGGACCAGAAAAUAUUAAAAUCAAUGGUCCAAAUAAAGUCUCUGUAGGAACACCUUUAACAUUAAGUUGCUCUGCUGAGUCCACACCGACUGCCACCUACACCUGGAAACACGACGGAACAGUUAUUCACCAUUCUUCAGAGUACACUAAAGACUCAGCUGAAUUUUCAGACAGUGGAGAAUACAUCUGUCAAGGAAUGAAUAGUUUCACCGAGAAGACAGAUUCCAACAUGAUCAAACUGGAAGUAACACAGAUUAUUAAAGAACCAGUAGGUCUUUCAGGUGGUGCCAUCGCUGGAAUCCAGUAG